Messenger RNA from Aspergillus calidoustus, 2550 nucleotides. Lineage: Eukaryota; Fungi; Ascomycota; Eurotiomycetes; Eurotiales; Aspergillaceae. The record is from the annotation of a GenBank genome assembly.
AUGGCAGGCUCCAGCAAAGUCCAGUUCACCCCUCCUCCGUCUCCGCCGUCUCCGACCGCGUCUUUCUUCGAUGUCAGCGAUGAGGAGGAGGAUGAGUACAACACCAUCGCCCACGCAGCCGCCAAGAAGGGGGUGAGGCUUUUAUAUUCGAAAAGCAAGGUCUACGUUCACCCCACCCCUUCGGCGAAAGACAAUAUCCCCGGAUUUAUCGCCCUCGUUCAGCAAAAACCUGUCCUACCCCGAAACGAUUUAUCUUCUAAGACUGCCGACCUCUCCUCCUACCUCCUCGCCUGGGUCCCCGAGUCCGCCCUCGGCGAUGCCUACAACACCUACGUCAAAGUCGAUCUUGCGGAAGACGACUCGCCACCGCGCCAGAAAUACCUCGUCCCUCCGCUCCCGGAAAUGACUACAUACAAAGACCCAGUGGGGCUCUACGCGUUCGCCGUGCCGCUUUCUCAGAUAUAUUCUCUGCUUGUGCGACCUCCAAGCUUGGGCUGGUGGUUCGGGAGUCUCGUGAUCAAUACCCGGGCAGGUGACAGCUUUCCGGCGCUCUUCUUCCAUGACAGCGAGUGCGAGUCUACGAUUCUACAAAAGAAGAAGCGGACGAGGGAGACCUUUGACCCGUUUGGCGAGGAUGGGAGCGUAUUCUGGGGCGGAGAUGAGGUUUUGCGGUGGCUUCGGCAGUAUGUUGACGUGCAACGCUCGACUGUCGAUAAUACUGUUUAUUUGAUAAACCCGUCUGAGGAGGAUCAAGUUUCCUUUGGAAACGCACAGAUUGCAGAUACAUCUGUCGUAAGGUCUCCACCAUCUGCCCCCGCGCAACAAGGACCCCCGCCGCAUGAUGCCGGGAUGGAUCCGUUCAUGAAGGCGAUCAAAGAAACAAGAUGGAAGGUCCUCGAGCAGCUGAGCAAGAUUACAACCUUUACCCGGCGCACCGCAAACGAGAUCGCGGCCAACCCCGCCAUCCCCCCGCAAGUCCGGCGUUUGCUCAAGACGCCCGAGAUUCAAACGCUGCAAGAGGAGUUUGACAGCGCAAGAAUAUACCUCGCCCGGUGGGCAAUGAGCAUCUCAGAGCAAAGCGAUCGAGAACGGAACCAGCGGAUAUACACUGCCAAGGAUGUGCUCGAGAUGGAGAACAGCUCCGUGGGCGAUUUCGAGAUUUUAGACCUGGAGACGGGGAACAUGUCACUGAACGAGCGUCGCAAGACAGUUACUUUACAAGAGUGGGAGAGCUUCUUUGAUCCGCAGACUGGACGGUUACAACUCACUGUUGAUGAGGUUAAAGAAAGAAUCUUCCAUGGCGGCUUAGAUCCGAACGACGGAGUCCGAAAGGAAGCGUGGCUCUACCUUCUUGGAGUCUAUCCUUGGGACAGCAAUAAAGACGAACGCCAGGCAUUAAUGAACUCGAGACGUGACGAGUAUAUCCGCCUAAAGGGUGCUUGGUGGGAAAGGAUGGUCGAAGGCGACUCAACCGCUGACCAACAGGAGUGGUGGAAAGAACAGAGAAAUAGAAUAGAGAAAGACGUCCACCGAACAGACCGGACAAUAUCACUGUUCGCCGGAGAAGAUAUCCCCCAUCCAGACCCCGACUCUCCAUUCGCAGACGUAGGAACAAACGUCCACCUCGAGCAAAUGAAAGACAUGCUCCUCACAUACAACGAAUACAACCCAGACCUCGGCUACGUGCAAGGAAUGAGCGACCUCCUCGCGCCAAUCUAUGCCGUGAUGCAAGACGACGCCGUCGCAUUCUGGGCAUUCGUCAAAUUCAUGAAUAGAAUGGAACGAAACUUUCUCCGCGACCAAUCCGGCAUGCGCGCUCAACUCCUAACCCUCGAUCACCUCGUUCAACUCAUGGACCCCCAACUCUACCUCCACCUCCAAUUCGCCGACAGCACAAAUUUCUUCUUCUUCUUUCGCAUGCUGCUCGUCUGGUACAAGCGCGAAUUUGAGUGGGCCGACAUUCUCCGUCUGUGGGAGACGCUGUGGUCCGACUAUUUAACGAGUAACUUCCACCUGUUCAUUGCGCUAGCGAUACUGGAGAAACACCGUGAUGUUAUCAUGGAUCAUCUGAAGCAGUUUGAUGAGGUUCUGAAGUAUAUAAACGAACUCUCCAAUACAAUGACCCUCCUCCCGAUCCUCACCCGUGCAGAAUCCCUCUUCCACCGCUUCGAGCGCUCCAUCCAGGCAAUCGACAAAAAAGAUAAUUUCCCAACACCAGGUUCGGGUUCCGUGGCACAGCAACGCAAACCCAUCACCGCCACACAGUCGUCUUCAGAUUCAAUACCCACCACUACGAACAACAGUGGUGCCAACGGCAAAGGCAAAGGGAAAUCUCCCGAACGUCCGACGGGGACGAGUACAGCUAUCAUGGGUAGACCUGGCGCUGCUGGUACCGGUGCCGGUGCCGGGAAGCCGGAUUCGAAGGUUAUAUCGCCUGAACUACGUGACUUGUUUAGGAGGGAUGUUUUCUGGAAUGAGGAUGGGUCUGAUGCUGGCCCUAGUGCUGGUGCUGGAACUGCAAGUGGCACUGAUAGUACGUCACGAACGUAG